Molecule: messenger RNA, 330 nt
Organism: Dipodomys ordii (Ord's kangaroo rat)
Lineage: Eukaryota; Metazoa; Chordata; Mammalia; Rodentia; Heteromyidae
Gene: Ppp1r1c
Product: protein phosphatase 1, regulatory (inhibitor) subunit 1C
Exons: 5
Coding region: 1-330 (109 amino acids)
Biological process (GO): intracellular signal transduction
Cellular component (GO): cytoplasm
Molecular function (GO): protein phosphatase inhibitor activity
Source: RefSeq, a predicted model, not a curated record
AUGGAACCAAACAGCCCCAAAAAGAUACAAUUUGCUGUGCCAUUAUUCCAGAGUCAGAUUGCACCAGAGGCAGCAGAGCAGAUCAGGAAAAGAAGACCUACACCAGCAUCACUUGUGAUUCUUAAUGAAAGCAACCCCCCAGAAAUAGAUGACAAGAGGGUGAACAACAUACAAGGAGAAUCACAGAAUGCAUCCCCCAAGCAAAGGAAGCAGAGUGUGUACACACCGCCCACCAUGAAAGGGGUUAAGCACCUGAAAGGCCAGAAUGAGCCAGCAUUUCCUGAAGAAGAAGAAGGCAUAAAUGAAAGGGAGGAGCAGUGUGACCAUUAA